This is a messenger RNA of Oncorhynchus nerka (sockeye salmon), 17505 nucleotides long. Its product is annotated as dystonin-like. Gene Ontology annotation, molecular function: structural molecule activity; calcium ion binding; microtubule binding. Gene Ontology annotation, cellular component: intermediate filament; focal adhesion; hemidesmosome. Gene Ontology annotation, biological process: wound healing; hemidesmosome assembly; intermediate filament cytoskeleton organization. NCBI's taxonomy places the organism in Eukaryota, Metazoa, Chordata, Actinopteri, Salmoniformes, Salmonidae. The record is from RefSeq and is a predicted model, not a curated record.
CUCUCUCCAGAGCCCCCGGGAGCUAACUAUGGCUAGGGAGAUGUGGCACCUGCUGGGGCGUGACGGGGAAUUCAGCGCUCACCUGGUGACGUUGAUGUGCUGCAUGGAUGAAAGAGACAGAGUGCAGAAAAAGACUUUUACAAAAUGGAUAAACCAACAUCUCCUGAAGGUACGGAAGCAUGUAAAUGACCUGUAUGAAGACCUACGAGAUGGACAUAACCUGAUCUCACUGCUGGAGGUCCUGUCUGGCCAGUCAUUGCCUCGGGAGAAAGGGAGGAUGCGGUUCCACAGACUCCAGAAUGUACAGAUAGCACUGGACUACUUAAAGAGGCGGCAGGUCAAGCUAGUCAACAUCAGAAAUGAUGACAUCACAGACGGGAAUCCCAAAUUGACGCUGGGAUUGAUUUGGACCAUAAUUCUGCACUUUCAGAUCUCUGAGAUCCAUGUUUGCGGGGAGUCGGAGGACAUGACAGCCAAGGAGCGUCUGCUGAUGUGGUCCCAGCAGAUGACCGAGGGCUAUGUGGGCGUACGCUGUAACAACUUCACCACCUCCUGGAGGGACGGGAGGCUGUUCAAUGCCAUCAUUCACAAAUACAGACCUGAUCUGGUGGAUAUGGGCAGAGUGUCGGCUCAGACUAGCCGGUCAAACUUAGAACAGGCCUUUGGUGUGGCUGAACGGCUUGGGGUGGCCAGACUACUGGACCCCGAGGACGUGGAUGUGCAGUCUCCUGAUGAGAAGUCGGUCAUCACAUACGUCUCUACAAUGUAUGAUGUCUUCCCUAAAGUACCUGAUGGUGUUGACGGUAUCAAUGCAAAUGAUGUUGAUAUCAAAUGGGUAGAGUACCAGAACAUGGUGAAUUACCUGAUCCAGUGGAUCAAACACAACGUGGGAUUGAUGUCAGACAGAGCGUUCCCUAACAACCCAGUGGAACUAAAGGCACUUUAUACACAGUACUUGCAGUUUAAAGAGAAUGAAAUCCCGCUGAAAGAAACCGAGAAGAGCAAAAUCAAGCAUCUUUACAAAAUGCUGGAGGUGUGGAUGGAGUUUGGUCGUAUCCAGCUGCCUCGGGGGUUUCACCCCAAUGAUGUGGAGAAGGAAUGGGGCAAGCUGAUCGUGGCCAUGCUGGAGAGGGAGAAGAGCCUGAGGCCUGAAGUGGACAGGCUUGAAAUGUUGCAGCAGAUUGCAACCAGAGUCCAGCGGGACUGUGUCACUGGAGAGGACAAACUAGCGUUAGCACGAACUGCCCUGCAGUCUGAUGCUAAGAGACUAGAGUCUGGGGUCCAGUUCCAGAACGAAGCAGAGGUCUCUGGGUACCUUCUGGAAUGUGAGAACCACCUGAGACAGCAGGUGGUUGACAUUCAGAUUCUACUGGACGGGAAGUUCUACUGCUCCGAUCGGCUUGUUCAAAGGGUAUCCAGGCUCCGUGACGACCUGCUGGGGCUGAGGGCAGAGUGUUCCUCUGUGUACAGUCAAGGACGCACCCUGACGACCCAACAGACCAGGAUGAUGAUCUCAGGCAUCACUCAGAGUCUCAACUCAGGCUUCUCUUCAUCGAACCACAACUCCAGCCUCACCCCUGGAGGCCUGGGCUCUCCCGGUUCCACCUUCACCUCCAGCUUUACCCCGGGCCUCACCCCUGCCCUGAGCCCCGCAAUGACACCCGGCGGCAUGCAGCCCGGGUCAAUCCAGGCCUAUAUGGGGGGCGGAGGAGGGGGCAUGGAUCCGGGAUCCCUCCAGCACCAUAAAUACAUGCAGAUCCGCAAGCCCCUGGGCAAGUCCUCGCUAGUGGACCCCAACAUGACCAAGGAGGAGGUCAACAUGAACUUUGUGCAGGACCUGAUCAACUGGGUGGAGGAGAUGCAGGUUCAAUUGGAUCACGGAGAUUGGGGAGCCGAUUUGCCAAGUGUGGAAACACAUUUAGAGAACCACAGAAGUGUUCAUAGAGCCAUCGAAGAAUUUCAAAUGAGCCUUAAAGAAGCCAAACUUAGUGAGAUGCAGAUGACCCAAGCGCAAAAACUAAGUUAUUCUGACAAGCUGGGCAACUUAGAAUAUCAGUAUGGGAAGUUACUGAAAUGUUCGCGGGAGCGUCAGAAGAACCUGGAGAGCCUGCAUGACUUUGUGUCGCGGGCCACCAUGGAACUAAUCUGGCUCAACGAGAAAGAGGAAGAAGAGGUCGCUUUUGACUGGAGCGAUCGCAACGGCAACAUCUCCAAGAAGAGACAGUACCACGCUGAUCUGAUGAGAGAGUUGGACGACAAGGAGAAGGUGAUCAAGUCUGUGCAGGAUAAUGCAGAGAACCUUCUGCAGGAGAACCACCCUGCCAGGCUAACUAUUGAAGCAUAUAGAGCAGCCAUGCAGACCCAGUGGAGCUGGAUUCUACAGCUCUGCUCUUGUGUGGAGCAGCACCUGAAAGACAACACAGUCUAUUUCGAGUUUUUCAAUGAUGCCAAAGAGUCCAUGGACUACCUGAAGAGCCUGCAAGGUGACAUCCAGAGAAAGUAUGGCUGUGAUCGGACAAGCAGUGUACACAAGCUGGAGGAUCACAUCCAGGAGUCCAUGGAUGAGAAGGAGCAGCUCCUGCAGUACCGCAGCACAGUGGCUGGGUUGGUGGGCAAGGCCAAGGCCAUCGUCCAGCUCAAGCCCAGAACCCCAGACACCCCUAUCAGGUCUUCCAUACCCGUCAAAGCCAUCUGUGACUACCGACAAAUAGAGAUCACCAUCUAUAAGGAUGAUGAGUGUGUCCUGGCCAGUAACUCUCACCGGGCCAAGUGGAAGGUGAUCAGUCCGUCUGGCAAUGAGGCCAUGGUGCCCUCUGUCUGCUUCACUGUGCCUCCACCCAACAAGGAGGCUGUGGACCAGGCCAGCAGAAUUGAGCAGCUGUACCAGAAUGUCCUGACUCUGUGGCACCACUCUCACAUCAACAUGAAGAGCGUGGUCUCCUGGCACUACCUGAUGGCGGACGUCAAAGCCAUCCGCAACUGGAACGUGUCCUCAAUUAAGACCAUGUUGCCAGGUGAGCACCAGCAGGUCCUUAGCAACCUGCAGUCCCACUUUGAGGACUUCCUGGAGGACAGCGAGGAGUCGGAGGUGUUCACAAUGGCAGACUGUUCCCAGCUAGAGAGGGAGGUGUUGACCUGCAAGGAGUACUACGAGGAGCUGCUCAAGUCUGCAGAGAGAGAGGAACAUGAGGAGUCUGUGUACAACCUGUAUAUCUCUGAGGUGCGUAACUUCCGCAUGCGUCUGGAGGCUCAGGAGGAGCACCUGAUCCGACAGAUCCGCACCCCACUGGACAGAGACGACCUGGAGCAGAGUAUCCUGCGCAUCACAGAGCAAGAGAAGAAGAAGGCAGAGCUGGAUCAGCUAAUGGAGGAUCUGGAGACCAUGAAGGAGAAGUGUGAGACAUUCCUCAGACAGGCCACAGCCUCUCCCUCUGUCCCCGCCCUCUCCUCUGACCUCAACGUCCUCAUCCAGAGCAUGAGCCAGGUUUACUCCAUGUCCUCCAUCUACCUGGAGAAGCUGAAGACGGUGAGCUUGGUGGUGAGGCACAGCCAGAAUGCAGAGGCUCUAGUGAAGCUCUUUGAGGCCAAACUUUCUGAGGAAGACGCUGUGAACUCUGACCUGAAGUCCAUUGACACAGUCGUCAGCACACUCAAGCAAUGGCGCUCAGAGAUUGACGAACAGCGGGAGGUCUUCCAUGACCUGGAGGAUGGGCUGCAAAAGGCCCGUGGCAUCAGUGACCACAUGUUCAAGGCUCACAACGAGCGGGACUUUGACCUGGACUGGCACAAGGAGAAGGCUGACCAGCUGGGAGAGAGGUGGCACAAUGUCCACACCCAAAUUGACAGCAGACUUCGGGACCUAGAGGGCAUCAGUAAAUCUCUGAAGUACUACAAAGACUCCUACAGCAGUCUAAAUGACUGGGUCAGAGAGAUGGAGGCUGCUCAGCUCAAGACCCAGGAGAACCAGCCAGAGGACAGCAAGGCGCUUGCUGAGCUGCUCAACCAACAGAAGGUCCUUGUUGCAGAAAUGGAACAUAAGCAGAGCAGAAUUGAUGAAUGCCAAAAGUACUCAGAGCAGUACUCAUCUGGCGCUAAAGAUUAUGAGCUACAGCUGAUGACCUACAGAGCAAUGGUUGACUCACAGCACAAGUCCCCGCUCAAGAGACGGAGGAUGCAGAACUCAGCUGAUGCCAUCGUUCAGGAGUUCAUGGACCUCCGAACUCGCUACACGGCCGUAGUCACCUCCAUGACGCAGUAUGUAAAGUUUGCCAGUGAGACGUUGAAGAGAACAGAAGGCGAAGAGAGAUCUGUUGAUGAGGAGAAGAAAGAACAUGGUGAUAAAGUUAGCAAGCUGUUAGGUUGGAUGUCAAGUGUGAAACCUGGCCAGAGCAAAGAUGGUAAAGCCAGCACAGAGGCCUCUAGAAAGCCCCAGGUUUCAAUGGAAGAAAUGGUAACAAAGAAGGAGAAAAUUGCAGAAGCACUGAGGACUACACAGCUGAUGCUAACUAAACACAGUGACAAAAUGACUGAGGAUGAGAAGCAGGAAGCCAAGGAGCAGCUGAAAUCCCUCCACCAGGCCUACAGUGAUCUCUCCCAGCAGUGUUCUGAUCAGACGCCAUCUACCGAGCAGUGCUUGGUGGAGAAACAGAAGGAGUUCUCAGACAAGUUGCAGGAGCUGUGUGACAACCUGACCAAUACAGAGAACUGUCUGAUAGGCCAGCAGCAGCAGGCCAAGAGUGUAGAGAGUGUGGAAGACCUGCAGCAGGUCCAGAAAGAGCAUCAGGCCUUGCAGAAAGACAUCCUGACCAACGGCAGUGCCUUGAAUGAGGUCAUCAGUAGCACCAAGAAGUUCCUGGAUGAGAACCGGUCUAUGCUGACCCCAGAUCAGAUCGCUGUCAUCGAGAGCAAGCUGGAGGACGCCAAGAGCAAGGUCAAACUCAUCAACCAACGGGCCGAGGAGUCAAGGAAAGACGUGGAGAAGUCUGUGACUACUGCUAUCAAACAGGAGACUGAGAAGGAGGCUGUUGUUGAGCAGUUUGAGGAGAGUAAGAACAAGAUCGAGGGUCUGCUGGACUGGAUCAACAACAUAGGGAAUGAGAAAGGGAUGGGGGUCGAUCAGACAGACCAUAUGGGCAAACAGAACGGGAACAUGCCUUUGCCAUCGAAGACCUCAGCCAAGAACAUUCUGGGAGAGGAUGAUGACCCCAAUGGAAACAAUGGAAACGCUCUCCAGACUACAGAUAACGACACUGGCAGACAGGCUACAGAGAAGACCCCAGAACUGGACCUGGACAAGCAAUAUGAUAGGGUCAAGGCUCAUCACCAGGAGAUCCUGUCCCAGCAGCAGGACAUGAUCAUGGCCACCCAGUCAGCCCAGGCUCUGCUGGACCACCAGGCCCAUGCCCUGUCCUCCACGGAGAAAGACAAGCUGCAGAUGGACAUCCAGGAGUUGAAGGGUCGGUACGACGCUUCCCUUACCCAGGCAGAACAGCAGAUGAAGCAGGUGGUCCAGGUCCAGGAGGAGCUGAAGAAGUUCCAAGGAGACUGUGAGGAGUUUGAGGGCUGGCUGCAGCAGGCCGAGUGGGAGGUGGGGGAGCUGGGAGCCCCCGCUGGAGCUCUGAACAUCCUCACAGAGAAGCUCCAGAGACAGAAGAGCUUCUCUGAGGAUGUCAUCUCCCACAAGGGGGACCUGCGGUUCAUCACCAUCUCAGGGCAGAAGGUGCUGGACGUGGCAAAAGCUUGUGGACGCAUGGACCCUAAGGGGAAAGAUGCCCAGCUGGAGGUGGAUACCACUGGAACCUGCACUACUGUAAAGGAUAAGCUGGACUCGGUUGCUGGCCGUUACAAAGCCCUGCACUCUCAGUGCAAUGAGCUCGGCAACAACCUCAAAGAUGUGGUGGACAAGUACAAGAAGUACGAGGACUCAACCGCUGGUCUCCUGAAGUGGCUCAACAACUCAGCGGAGGAAGCCAGAAGGCAACAGUCUGAGGCCAUUGCUGCCGACCCUCAAACCCUACAGAAACAGCUGGAGGACACCAAGGCUCUACAAAAUCAGACCACUGGUCGUCAGACUGCUGUGGAGACACUCCGCAAAACAUCUGACUCUCUGGUCACUGCUGAGGGGGACCUGUUGACCAAUCAGGACGAGAUCCAGGAGACAGUAGAUGAUAUUGUGGAAAGGUAUGACAACCUGUCCAAGUCAGUGAGUGAUCGUAAUGAGAAGCUUCAGAUCACCCUGACCCGCUCCCUGAGUGUCCAGGAUGGCCUGGAUGAGAUGAUGAGCUGGAUGGAGGGAGUAGAGGAGACUGUGGAGAAAGGACAAGUCCCUCUGGAUUCAGCAGCCAUUGGAGAUGUGCUGAACAACGGGGCCGCUCUGGAGCAGGAUAUUUCCAGUCGCCAGAGUAGCAUCUCGGCCAUGAAGGCCAAGGUGAAGAAGUUUGUGGAGACAGCUGACCCCUCCGCCGCGGCUCUGCUGCAGUCCAAAAUGGACGCCCUGUCACAGCGCUUCUCUGACACCUGUGACAAGCACAAGCAGAAAAUGGAGCAGCUGGAGCAGCUGAAGGACAAGGUGGAGGAGUUCGAGAAGACCUCGGACAAGGUGCAGCAGUUUGUGCUCAAGCGCUCACAGGCCCUCUCCGAAACAGACGGGUCAGGGAAAAAUGUCAACGAGCUCUCGCAGCUCAUGCAGGACACUAACACUGAGUUGGCUGAACAUGCCAAGGAUGUGGAAAUACUGCAAAAGCUGUCAAAGGAGCUGUCCAAUAUGGGUCCAGAGGGAAGCAUGGCCCAGAUUCAGGGAAAGAUUGACAACCUCUCCAACAACUUCAAUGCCUUCAAAGACACUGUGAAAGAGAAAGAGGAGGAGGUGUCUUCCUGCCAGGACCAGCUGGGAGACUUCAGGGAUGCAGCCGGAGCUCUCAGGACGUGGCUGGAGGAGACAACAGAGAAAGUCCCUGUGGUUCAGCCAACCAGCAGUGAACAGAGUCUAUUGAAUGACCUGCAGAGAGUCCAUGCUCUAAUGGAGGAAUGGACAACCAAAGGCUCUGCUGUCCAAGAUAUAAAUAGCAAAGGAUCUGCGCUAUGUAGCUUCAUAAGUGUUCUCACAUCUCCAGCCAAGACCAAGAUGUCACACAAGUCAGCCGUUGCUAACGGUGGUGGCCCCGGAAACCAUGCCUACCUAACCAAUAAAGAGCUGAUGGUGGUACAGCAGAACAUGUCGUAUAUCAACGAGGGCCACGAGAGUCUGGGAGAACUACUGAAGGACCGGGCUGCAGAGCUCUCUGACCUGGUGCAGCAGAUGGCAGAGGCCCAGAAGGAGACAGAUGCCAUGAUAACAUGGCUGAAGGACAUGAAGAAGACAACAGCAUCCUGGAACUCUGCGUCCACAGAGAAAGACGCCAUGAAAACACAACUGGAGCAACAGAAGGCCUUUGAGGAGGACAUGAAACAAAAGCGUGAGCAGCUCCAGAAGCUGAGAGAGAAGCUCCUCCACUUGAUUGAGAAACACCCAGACUCUCCUGAAGCAGCCAAAUGGAAGCAGAUGCUGGCACAGAUAGAUGCUGCCUGGGCGGAUGUAAGCGGGUCGGUGGUGGACAGGAAGCAUCACCUGGAGGAGUCCAACAGGAACCUGGACAUGUUCCAGACCACUGAGCCACAGCUCCGCCAGUGGCUCUCAGAGAAGGAGAUGAUGCUCAGUGUCCUGGGGCCCCUCUCCAUGGACCCCAACAUGCUCAACACACAGAGGCAGCAAGUCCAGAUCCUCCUGAACGAGUUUGACAGCCGUAAGCCACAGUAUGACCAGCUUAAUGAGGCUGCUGCUGCUAUCCUGAGCACCUCAGCCAAGCAGGACCCCUCCUCUGGUGGGAAGGUGGUGAAGGACCAACUGGCUGCCGUCACCCAGAAAUGGCAGGGCCUGACUGGGCAGCUGAGACAGCGAGCCGGCCUCAUCGACCAGGCCGUGGGGAAGACGGGCCAGUUCCAGGAUCUGCUGAGGAGCUUGAGCCAGAGCGCCGCCUCACUGGAGACCCGGCUCAACAGCCAGCAGGCCCUUAGCAGUCAGCCUGACGUGGUGAAGAAGCAGCUGGAAGAGGCUAACACCAUCUCUGGCCAGCUGAGGGAGGAGAGGAAGAGACUGAAAGAGGCUGAGACCCUCUGCUCGGAGCUCUCUGCCCUGGUCACUGAGGACUACCUGAAAACAGACCUAGCCAGGCAGCUGGAGGUGGUCACCAAGCCCUUCAAACAGUUGGAGGACAAAGCAGUGAAGCGGAUCCAGCAGCUGAACUCGGCCUUCGCAAGCUCCCAGCAGUUCCACCAGACCUCCAAAGACUUCCAGGGGUGGAUGAAUGAGACGCUCCAGGAGCAGUCUAAAUCCCAGGCAGUCUCAGCCCAGGUGGAGAACCUUCAGCAAAGCCUGAAAGAGCACAGUGCCCUGCAGAAGGCCCUCAGUGAACAUAAGGAACCAUACAGCACCAUCGUCAGGGAGGGGGAGACCCUACUCCAGAACACAGAUGGGGCAGAGAAGGUGGCGCUGCAGGGCCAGCUGGCCACAUUGCGUUCCAACUGGGACGACGUGAAGAAGAGCUCAUCCGAGCGCCAGGAUAAGCUCCAGGGGGCGCUGCAGAGGGCCCAGAAGUAUCACGAGCAUGCUGAGAAGCUCCAGUCCUGGGUCCAGGAGAGUGAGGUCAGGGAGGGUAGCGUCAGGCUCAGCGUGGACCCAGCGGAGGUGGAGAGCUCAAUCUCCCAGCUGAAGGCCAUCCAGAAGGACGUGGACAAACACAGAGGCCUGGUGGCGCAGCUGAACACUGCAGCCGAAAGCCUCCUGGAGGUGGCCAAUGCAGACACAGAGGCCGUCAGGGAGGAGAAGGCGGCCAUUGGGCAGAGCGUGGACCGGGUCACAGAGAGGGUCCAGAACAAGAGGGAUUCUCUGGACAAGAUCUCACAGAGGCUGAAGGAGUUCAACGACACCCACAAAGAGGCCAAGGGCCAGCUAGCAGGGGCUAAGAAGCAGCUAGAUGCCCACACAUCACUGGGGGUCCAGGCCUACAGCAACAAGAACCUGAUCAGCAUGAAGGCCCAGCAGAAGAGCCUGGAUGGGGUCAACACACAGCUGGAGCACCUGAAGAGCCUUGCCCAGGGCCUCGUGGCCGACGUCCCUGAAGCUGACGGGGUGACAGACCUCCUCCUUCAGGCCGACAGCCUGGAGAAAGAGUACGGCUCCCUCAGCAAGGAUGUAGGGAAGACUUGCUCCACCUUGGAGGGCAAGCUGCAGGGCAUCGGGCAGUUCCAGACCAACAUCCGCGAGAUGUUCACCUGCUUCGCAGACUUAGAUGAUGAGCUUGACAGCAUGGCUCCUGUGGGCCGCGAACUGGCCACUCUGAAUGAGCAGCAGGGCGGCAUCAAGGUCUUUGUGGAGAAACUGCAGGAGCUGAUGGCAGACACGGCUCGAGGAGAGGACAGAUGUAAGAAGAUGCUGGAAACUGAGGCCUCCCCAGAUCUUCUGGGGCUGAAGAGAGAUCUGGAUGUUCUGAGUAAGCAGUGUGGCAAGCUGAUGGACAGAGCCAAAGGGAGAGAGGAAGAGGUGGGGAGUACACUCACCCGUCUGAAUGAGCUUUACUCCAAGCUACAGCAGUUCACUAACAAACUGGACGGGGCUGAGGUCAAGGAGGAGGGUCAAGGGUCAGUUGGCAUGGAGACGGAUGUCAUCAACCAACAGUUGGAAGCUUUCAAGGUAUUCCAGAAAGAGGAGGUUGAUCCACUACAGACCCAGUUGCAAGACAUCAACUGGCUGGGCCAGGGCCUGAUCCAGAACGCCGCAAAAGGUACCAGCACCAAGGGCCUUGAACAUGACCUGGAGGAUGGCAACACUCGAUGGAACACACUCAACAAAAAGAUUGCUGAGCGGUCAGCGCAGCUGCACGAGGCCCUAUUGCAUUGUGGGAGGUUCCAGGAUGCUCUGGAGUCCCUGCUCAGCUGGCUGACGGACACGGAGGAGCUGGUGUCCAAUCAGAAACCUCCCUCUGCUGAGUUCAAAGUUGUCAAGGCACAAAUCCAGGAGCAGAUACUCCUCCAGAGGCUGCUCGAUGACCGUAGGCCUACGGUGGAGCUGAUUAAGAAGGAAGGAGGGAAGGUUGUGGACCUGGGAGCAGAGUUUGUGGAAAAGGAGAAGGUGGGGAAGGAGAUUGAGUGCCUGGGGCAGAGGUGGGGCUUGCUGAAGAAGGCUGAGAACAGGCACAAACAGCUGAAGAGCAUUCUAGUUGUGGCUCAGCAGUUCCAUGAGACACUGGAGCCUCUGUCUGAGUGGCUCUCUGCCACAGAGAAACGCUUGGCCAAAUCUGAACCCAUCGGCACACAGACCUCCAAGCUGGAAGAGCAGAUCUCCCAGCACAAGGCCUUAGAGGAGGAGAUAAUGGGUCACAGUAAAGACCUGGUUCAGUCCAUCAGCCUGGGUCAGAUGCUCAAGCCGGUUAGCUCAGUGGACGAUAAGGAGCUGGUGCAGUCUAAGCUGGACUCCACCCAAGCCAGUUACAUAGAGCUGCAGGAGCGCUGUAGGAGGAAGGCUGAGAUGCUGCAGCAGGCUCUGGCCAAUGCCCAGCUCUUUGGAGAGGACGAGGUGGCCCUCAUGAACUGGCUCAACGAAGUGCACACUACGCUGAGCGAAGUGUCUGUCAAAGACUACAAGACGGAUGUUCUUGAAAAGCAGUGUGCAGAACAACUGGCCCUACAUGAAGACAUUGAGUUGAGAAAGCAGAAUGUUGAUCAAGCCAUUUCCAAUGGAUUGGAGCUGCUGAAACAAACAACAGGUGAUGAGGUGGUUGUCAUCCAAGGCAAGUUGGACGGGAUAAAGACGAGAUACGCUGAGAUCAACUCCAUGAGUGGUAAUGUGUCUAAGACCCUGGACCAGGCCCUGGCCCUGGCCUCCAAGCUUCAGCACAUCCACGAAGACCUCAGCUCGUGGCUGGUGAAUGUCGAGGCUGAGCUCACCGCCUUCGCUGCUCAGGAGCCUGUAGGAGAGCAGCUCAUCCAGGCACAAGACAGGCAGAAGGCAUUGCUGAAAGAAGCCAUGGAUCACAAGCCCCAGGUGGACAAACUGAACGAGGUGAGCAGCUCUCUGCUGGAGCUGGUCCCAUGGAGGGCCCGGGAGGGCCUGGACAAGCUGGUGACAGAGGACAACGACCGAUACAAGGCCGCGAGUGACACCAUCACACAGCAUGUGGAGCAGAUCAACGCCGCCAUACUGAAAUCACAGCAGUUUGAACAAGCAGCUGAACAUUUGCUGGCCUGGCUUACUGAAGCAGAGAGGAAGAUGUUGUCAUUGGGGGAGAUCAGGCUGGAACAGGACCAGACCACAGCACAGCUCCAGGCCCAGAAGGGCUUCUCCAUGGACAUCAUGAGACACAAGGAUGCUAUGGAUGACAUUGUGAAAACAGGCCAGGCCAUCAUGAACAGCAAGGAUGAGGAUGAAAAGCAAGCCUUGAAGGUCAAGAUCCAAGCCCUCCUGGAGAAGUACGGUGUGGUAAGUCAGCUGAACUCGGAGCGCUGCCUGCAGCUGGAGCGAGCCCAGUCUCUGGCCAGCCAGUUCUGGGAGACUUACGAGGAGCUGUGGCCCUGGCUCCAGGAGACCCGCACCAGCUUCAGCCAGCUCCCACUGCUGGCCAUUGAGUACGAAGCUCUCCGACAGCAACAGGAGGAGCUCAGGCAAAUGCGAGAGCUGAUUGCAGAGCACAAGCCCCACAUCGACAAGAUGAACAAGACUGGUCCCCAGCUUCUAGAGCUGAGUCCUGUGGAGGGGAUCCCCAUCAGGGAGAAGUACACAGCCACAGACCUGCUGUACGCCCAGCUCAAGGCUGAUGUCAAACAGAGGGCUGCCACAUUGGAUGAGGCCAUCUCCAAAUCCACACAGUUCCAUGACAAGAUCGAGCCCAUGCUGGAGUCCCUGGAGCGGAUUGCUGAGCGCCUGCGUCAGCCUCCCUCCAUUUCUGUGGAGGUGGAGAAGAUCAGGGAGCAGAUCACAGAGAACAAGGCUGUGUCCGUGGACCUGGAGAAACUGCAGCCUUCCUACGACACCCUCAAGCAGCGUGGAGAGGAGAUGAUCGCUCGCUCCGCGGGAGCUGACAAGGACAUAUCUGCUAAAGCUGUGCAAGACAAGCUGGACCAGAUGGUGUUCACCUGGAAUGAGAUCCAUGCCCUGAUGGAGGAGAGGGAGGCCAAGCUGCUGGAUGUAAUGGACCUGGCAGACAAGUUCUGGUGUGACCACUGUGCCCUCAUCGUUACCAUCAAGGACACCCAGGAUCUGCUGAGGGAGCUGGAGGAGCCUGGAGUCGACCCCUCUGUGGUGAAACAGCAGCAGGAAUCUCUGGAGAGCUUCAAGGAGGAGAUUGACGGGCUUCAGGAGGAGCUUGAUGUGGUGCGGAACUUGGGGGCGGAGCUUAUGGCUGCCUGUGGCGAACCAGAUAAGCCAGUCAUUAAGAAGAGUAUUGAUGAGGUGAACUCUGCAUGGGAGACUCUGAACAAGUCAUGGAAGGAGAGAGUGGACAGACUGGAUGAGGCCAUGCAGGCUGCUGUACAGUUCCAGGAUGGCCUGCAGGGUAUGUUUGACUGGGUGGAUAUCGUGGAGCACAAACUGGAUUCUAUGUCACCUGUGGGUACAGACCUAGACACUGUCAAGCAGCAGAUUGAAGAACUCAAGGAGUUCAAAGGUGAGGCGUAUCAGCUGCAGAUCGAGAUGGAGCGUCUGAACCACCAGGCGGGCCUACUGCUGAAGAAGGUGACGGAGGAGUACGACCGCUGUGCCAUCCAAGAGCCCAUGACCGAGCUCAAAAUGCUCUGGGACAACCUGGAUGAAAAUAUCAUCAACAGACAGCACAAACUAGAGGGAGCGCUGUUGGCUCUGGGGCAGUUCCAGCAUGCGCUGGAUGAGCUUCUGGCCUGGAUGAGCAACACGGAAGAGCUGCUUAAUGAGCAGAGGAAGGCUGCAGGAGACCCCAAAGCCAUUGAGAUCGAGCUCGCCAAGCACCACGUCCUCCAGAACGAUGUGCUGGCCCAUAAGACCACGGUGGAGGUGGUCAAUAAGGCUGGUACUGACCUGGUGGAGUCCACCUCUGGAGAGGAAGCCUCUGGACUGCAGAGCAAACUGGAGAACCUCACCCAGCGCUGGAAGAACAUCCUGGAGAAGACAGAGCAGAGGAGACACCAGCUGGACGGUGCUCUGCUUCAGGCCCAAGGUUUCCAUGGCGAGAUGGAAGACAUGCAGCAAUGGCUGAAAGACACAGAGCGUCAGCUGUUAGCAUCAAAGGCUGUGGGAGGCUUACCAGACACGGCCCGCGAGCAGCUUAACGCCCAUCUGGAGUUAUGUUCUACAUUAGAGGCCAAGGAGGAGCUCUACCAGCAGCUGAUGAACAAAGGUCAGCAGCUGCUCACCAUGACCCCCUCCGACCAGGACAGCAACACAGAGCAGGACCUCAGGAACCUGCAGGACAAGAGGGAGUCGGUACAGGUCAAGGUGGCUGAGAGAAAGGUGAAACUGGAGGAGGCCUUGACUCUGGCCACAGAGUUCCAUAACUCUCUCCAGGACUUCAUCAACUGGCUGACCCAAGCUGAACAGACUCUCACUAUGUCCUCUCCUGCCUCCCUCAUCCUGGAAAACAUCAUGUUCCAGAUAGAUGAGCACAAGGUGUUUGUGACGGAGGUGAACUCUCACAGGGAGCAGAUCGUUGAGCUGGAUAAGACAGGGACCCACCUGAAGUACUUUAGCCAGAAGCAGGAUGUGGUGCUGAUCAAGAACCUGCUGAUCAGUGUGCAGGGCCGCUGGGAGAAGGUAGUGCAGAGGUCUGUGGAGAGGGGCCGUCUGCUGGAUGAUGCCAGGAAGAGGGCCAAACAGUUCCACGAAACCUGGAACAAGCUGACGGAAUGGUUGGACGAGUCGGAGAAGGCCUUGGACUCGGAGCUGGAAAUCGCCAACGACCCUGACAAGAUCAAGAUGCAGCUGGCCCAGCACAAGGAGUUCCAGAAGGCGCUGGGGAGCAAGCACUCGGUGUAUGACACAACCAGUCGUACGGGACGCGCCCUGAAGGACAAGACGUCACUGCAGGACGACAACCAGAAGCUGGAUGACAUGCUGAGUGAACUGAGGGACAAGUGGGACACUGUCUGUGGCAAGUCAGUUGAGAGGCAAAACAAGCUUGAGGAGGCACUGCUGUUCUCUGGUCAGUUUACUGAUGCCCUUCAGGCCCUGAUUGACUGGCUGUACAGAGUGGAGCCUCAGCUGGCCGAGGACCAGCCAGUACAUGGAGAUAUAGACCUGGUCCUUAAUCUCAUUGACAGUCACAAGGUGUUCCAGAAGGAGCUGGGGAAGAGGACGGGGAGUGUUGCGGCCCUGAAGCGUUCGGCUAAAGACCUGAUUGAGAGCAGCCAUGAAGACUCAUCCUGGGUCAAAGCUCAGAUGCAGGAGCUGAGCGCACGCUGGGAGACUGUGUGCGCCCGCUCAGUAUCUAAACAGACUCGGCUGGAACAGGCAUUGUGUCAGGCUGAGGAGUUCCACUCUACGGUCCAUAUCCUGCUGGAGUGGCUGGCCGAGGCUGAGCAGAGCCUUCGUUUCCAUGGCACCCUGCCCGACGACGAGGAUGCCCUCAGGGCUCUUAUCGAGCAGCACAAGGAGUUCAUGAAGAAGCAGGAGGAGAAGGGAGUAGGCCUGAACAAAGCCACCAGUAUGGGGGAGGCUAUCUUGACCAUCUGCCAUCCAGAUUCUAUCACCACCAUCAAACACUGGAACACCAUCAUUAAAGCCCGGUUCGAGGAGGUUCAGGCUUGGGCACGGCAGCACCAGCAGCGCCUGGCCAUGGCCCUCAGUGAUCUGCUUGCCACUCAGGAGCUGCUGGAGGGUCUGCUGGGCUGGCUGCAAUGGGCUGAGGCAACACUCAAUGAGAAGGACAAGGAGGUCCUGCCUCAGGAGAUAGACGAGGUCAAAGCUCUUAUUGCUGAACACCAGACAUUCAUGGAGGAAAUGACCAGGAAACAACCAGAUGUUGACACGAUCACCAAGACACACAAAAGAAAGGCUGCGGGUGGUAGCGAACCUGCCAUCCAGUCCCAAAUCCCUGUCCUGGAGAAAGGAAGAGGUGGAAGAAAGCGUUCUCCCACACAAGCCAUGUACCCAUCAGCGUCACAGCCUCCCAUAGUGACCAAGAACCCCAGGGUCAACCUGUUGGUCAGCAAGUGGCAGCAGGUGUGGCUACUGGCCCUGGACAGGAGGAGGAAACUCAACGAUGCCAUGGACAGACUUGAGGAGCUGAAGGAAUUUGCCAACUUUGACUUUGACGUGUGGAGGAAGCGCUACAUGCGAUGGAUGAACCAUAAGAAGUCACGUGUCAUGGACUUCUUCAGACGCAUUGACAAGGACCAGGAUGGAAAGGUCACCAGACAGGAGUUCAUUGAAGGCAUCCUCUCCUCCAAAUUCCCUACCAGUCGGCUGGAGAUGAGUGCGGUGGCAGACAUAUUUGACCGGGAUGGUGACGGCUACAUCGACUACUAUGAGUUUGUGGCUGCUCUUCAUCCCAACAAAGAGGCAUACAAACCCCUCACAGAUGCAGACAAAAUUGAAGACGAGGUCACACGCCAAGUGGCAAAAUGCAAGUGUCCUAAACGAUUCCAAGUUGAGCAAAUUGGUGCCAACAAAUACAGGUUCUACCUUGGAAACCAGUUUGGUCUGGUUCACUGCUUACAUGAUGAUGAGAUAAUAGCAAACAGGGACAGUCAAAAUCUAACCCCCCACCUACACGUUGCGGUUUUGGAAAGCUGUAUUCUGUUCGGAGACUCCCAGCAGCUGCGUCUGGUGCGGAUCCUGCGGAGCACUGUGAUGGUGCGCGUUGGUGGAGGCUGGAUGGCUCUGGAUGAGUUCCUUGUAAAGAACGACCCGUGUCGAGUUCAUCACCACGGGAGUAAAAUGUUGCGCUCGGAAUCAAACUCUUCAAUUACUCAGUCUCCUAUAGGUUGGCAACAAAUCUCACACUUUCUCACCUUGCUCCAUGAACCCCCCAGUGCCAAAGGCAGGACAAACAUGGAGCUGCGAGAAAAGUUCAUUCUCCCAGAGGGCACCACUCAGGUGAUGGCAAGCUUCCGGUAUAGAGGUCGUAGGUCGCGGCCGUCGUCACGAGCUGCCUCUCCCAACAGGUCAAACUCUAGCCAUAGCUGUCCGGCCCAGCAUAAUAACCCAGCCUUGCCCAGCACACCCAAGACUCCCCAACACAUAACUCGCAAUUAUGAUAAACCCUGGCUGACAAACAGCAAACCCUCCACUCCUCUUAAAUCAUCAGACUCCUUUGAGAGCCAAGGUUCAUCCUCUGAGAGCACUCCGAUACAGGGAAGUAAACUGCGGCUCCCUGGAUACUUGUCAGGAAAAGGUUUCCAGUCGGGAGAAGAGCAGGGAACCCUGAUCAAUGCUGCUGUGAUGAAAGCACGGGGACAGGCGAUAGGGUUUGAAUCGAGAAGGUCCGGCAGCCGACCUGGAAGUAAAGCAGGCAGCCGAGGGAGCAGCCGGAGGGGAAGCGAUGCUUCAGACUUCGACAUUUCGGAUAUCGCAUCGGUGUGCUCCGACACAUCGGAGACGGUGGGUGACACCAGUCGGGCUACACCCCGCUCGUCGUCACGUCAACACGGAGGCAAGCCCUCCAAAAUCCCGACUCCUCAAAGAAGGUCGACUCCCAGCAAACUGGCCCAGACCUCCAAGAGAUAGUCAGGGGCCUUGAGACAACCACGUUGGCCCAAAGUGACAAGAGAGACUGGCGUAUGUGUUGAUUAUUUAAAGUCUUGUGAAGAUGUAAAAUAUUCUGUUGAAUAGGAAAAUUGUUUAUUAUUAAGUGAGAAUGGAAUGCCAAUGGCCUUGUGUUUGUCUUAAUGUAUUUAAUUUUUUGUGAAUAAUGUCAAAUUAUUAUGACUAUUUUAUUUUAUUGACGCUAAACCUGAAGAGUUUAAAGAAACUGAAAAGAAAAAAACAUGGCGAAGACAACACUGUAUGCUCAACUAACAAUUCUACACACUAAUGAAUGGCAGCACACAGCAUUGUGCUCGUGAGAGGGUUACUGAAUGUUCUGUAUGCUGACAUGCGUGUGACAGACCCUGUGGGACACCUCAAUUAUCUAUUAUCUAUUUAAAGUGCAAUGAUGUACUGCCAAAAUGCAUUUAAAGGGCAAUACAAUAUACAUGUAGCCUACCACAUAGUAAACACUGCAAAUAAUUAUGUUCUGACUGAGAUGACUGUUGAAGGCAAGUUCACGCAGAAAUCCCUCAAUAUCCAGGCUUUAAAGUACUCCACCUUACCUUCGGUAGUACUGUUUUGUUUGGUCAACUUACAGUGAUGUGUGCCAUUUUACCUUGGACAUUGGCCUCCCCGGACCCUGAGUAGACAUUCUUUAGUGCAUUUGUCAGUGUAUGGUUCAUUUUGCUAGAGUGGAAAGGAUCGCUGUUAACGUUUUGUAAUAAAUCUGCUAGCAGAAAGCUACCAUGGGAUACUGA